AUUCGUAGAAGAAAGGUUAAGUCACCAUCGAAAACAUGAAAACAGUCGUUGUAGUGUUCGCCCUGCUGCUAGCAGCAGUCUCCGCUCGACCGGACUGCCAUGAAAACAACAACCGUUGCAGUGGUUUGAAAGAUGGAACCAGGUUUCCGAACAUGGACGACUGCCACAAGUACGUGGAGUGUUCCAACGAAAAGGAAUCCCAGAAAAGUUGCAAGGAGCACGACAAAUUCGACGCUGUAUCCUUGAAGUGUAGCGACAAGUCCGGAGUAAGCUGCUUCCAAGUUCCAACUACGACAACUACCACGACGGAGAAGACCACCACCACCAAGAAACCGACCACCACCACCACCAAGAAACCGACCACCACCACCACCACCAAGCAUACCACUACAAAGAAGCCAACGACGACUACCACCAAGCAUACAACCACGAAGAAGCCGACCACUACGACCACUCAGAAGCCCAUGACGACCACCACAAAACAUACGACGACAAAGAAGCCGACCACUUCCACUGCCGCCAGCCCUAUCACAACACCCGUACCAACGUGCAACACCCGGUAUGAACUGAAUUGCGCCAUGUACUGGAGCUGCGGAACGGGACAACCGACUCUCGAGUCCUGCUUGGAUGGCUACAUCUUCUACGAACCGCUGCACUUUUGCCUUCCGGGCGAUAUCGAAACUUGCGAAAUCUACCAUAUCUAAAUAACUCACCCAAAA
Ochlerotatus camptorhynchus is the source of this 719-nucleotide messenger RNA. Its product is annotated as integumentary mucin C.1-like. NCBI's taxonomy places the organism in Eukaryota, Metazoa, Arthropoda, Insecta, Diptera, Culicidae. Gene Ontology annotation, cellular component: extracellular region. Gene Ontology annotation, molecular function: chitin binding. The transcript has a single exon. The record is from RefSeq and is a predicted model, not a curated record. The coding region runs from base 36 to 704 and encodes 222 amino acids.